Molecule: messenger RNA, 1528 nt
Organism: Helianthus annuus (common sunflower)
Lineage: Eukaryota; Viridiplantae; Streptophyta; Magnoliopsida; Asterales; Asteraceae
Product: 3-ketoacyl-CoA synthase 9
Exons: 1
Coding region: 20-1366 (448 amino acids)
Biological process (GO): fatty acid biosynthetic process
Cellular component (GO): membrane
Molecular function (GO): acyltransferase activity, transferring groups other than amino-acyl groups
Source: RefSeq, a predicted model, not a curated record
CGAUCAAACUCUUAUCCAUAUGGCCACCACCGGACUACUUUUGAUUUUCUGUUUCCUCCCUUUCAUUGCACUCACCACCACUCAACUAAACCUCACUGCCAUCAUAACCAUCACUUGCACGGCCGUAUUAGGGUUUAUUAUCCACCGUACAACUCCCAUAUACCUCGUUGACUUUUCAUGCUACCGCCCAGCUGACCACCUGAAAGUAACCCACCAAAAGUUUAUGGACCAUUCCAAACUACACGGUGCCUUCAAUGAAUCAUCGUUAGAGUUUCAGAAUAUUAUUUUGUUACGCUCCGGCCUUGGAGAGGAAACUUAUCUCCCACCCGCGUUACAUGCCAUACCGGCUGUACCCUCUAUUACAACCGCUAGAGAAGAAGCCGAGGAAGUAAUAUUCGGAGCUUUAGAUAACCUGUUCCACUCGACCGCAUUGAAUCCCCAAGAUAUCGGAAUCUUGGUGGUUAACUGCAGCAUUUUUAACCCAAUUCCAUCUUUUUCCUCCAUGAUUAUUAACAAAUAUAACCUCCCAGAAACCGUCAAGGCGUUUAAUCUAAGUGGGAUGGGUUGUGGCUCGGGAGUGAUCAGUGUUCAUCUCGCACAACAAAUGCUGAAAGUUCACCCGAAUACCUACGCGGUUGUCGUUAGUUCUGAAAACAUAACAGGAAAUUGGUAUACUGGUGCUAAAAAGUCCAUGUUGAUCCCUAACUGUCUGUUUAGAACAGGUGGUGCUGCGGUUCUUUUAUCAAACAAGCCCGGUGAGAAACACCGGGCUAAAUAUAAACUCAUGCACCUCAUCCGUACACACAUCGGCCCGAACCAAGCCGCCUACAACUGUGCGUAUCAACAAGAAGACGAUGCCGGAAACAUUGGAGUCACGCUUUCGAAAGAAUUAAUGGCCGUCGCAGUAGCCGCAUUGAAAGUUAACAUAAUAACGUUAGGCCCGCUCGUGCUUCCCAUCAGCGAGCGGGUUUUAUAUCUUGCUAGAAAACUCAUCAACUCAGAUAAAAACAAAUUGUGUUUACCGGAUUUUAAGAAGGCGUUUGAUCAUUUUUGCAUACACUCCGGUGGGAGAGCGGUUAUUGAGGAAAUGGAGAAGAACUUGCGGCUGAAGAAGGAGGACGUUGAGCCGUCGCGGAUGACGUUGCACCGGUUCGGGAACACGUCUUCUAGUUCGACUUGGUAUGAGUUAGCUUACCUCGAGGCUAAAGGGAGGAUGAAGAAAGGGGACCGGGUUUGGCAAAUUGGGUUCGGGAGUGGGUUUAAGUUGAACAGUGCGGUUUGGGAGGCGGUUCGAAACGUGAAUCCGUCGGAUCAUAAUCCUUGGAAUGACUGUGUUGAUAAGUACCCUGUGGAAAUAAUAUAUUAGUUUGGUUUGUACUUUGUAUUAUGAAGUGUUACGUGCGCAUAAGGUAUUAUUAGGUUAAAAGUCCGUUGUGUUUUUCUGUUUCUCUUUGGUUUGUAUUGAAGUUCAAGGUAUUGUUCUAUAACAUAUAAAUCCAUGCUUUUAAUAAAUAAGGAUUUUUUUACU